AUGCAGUUCGAUAGUCUUGAGUGGAAUCAACCUUUCUCUGCAACUACUAGUGAUCGAGGCGCCGCCUCAGUGCCGCCUUUGAAAAGACAUGCAGCUUGUGAUGAGUGCCGAAAACGAAAAUUAAAAUGCUCCGGUGAGGCUACAGGCUGUAGUCGUUGCCUCAAGCAAUCUCUUGUUUGCCAUUAUUCAUUACAGAAGCAAAUGGGCCGGCCACCGAAAAAGCGAAUGCGCGAGGACAAUGAUGAAUCAAUAUAUGGGACAGCAGACCAGGCAUUAUGGAGCGACAUGGAUGAUUCAACUCGGAUCUCCUCAGAAGCCGCGGCAGUGUCCGAAGCCUUACAUCUGUUUUCCCCAGUGUACACGGUUCCUAUGCGAAUGCCGCAGCCCAUUCCCAACUUGUUAUCUACUGACGAUAGUCACAAUCACCUAUGGCGACUGGAUCAUGGUAGACUGCUGAAUCCUGUUCCUGCGACAAGCGGCCCCUGGCCUGAUUUUUCCAGCGUCUCUGCCGCAACGGCCUGUCCGUUUGCAAUCCAGUCAGGCUUGAGUCAGAUGAACACUCCCCCUCUAUCGCCCCCUAGCACAGAUAUUAGUAACAGCUCUCCAUGCACUUGCCUCUCAUAUCUUUAUUUAUGUCUCAGCCAUCUUGCGUCACUUGCCCCCUUUCCGAUAUCCCAACACACCUUAUGUUCGUUAUGCAUCGCGGCCAAAACAGCUCGCGCCGUGAUCCAAUGUGACGUCUGUCCCACAAGUUUUGCUUCAGCAAUGCAAAACGUCAUGUUCACCGGGACGCUUCUAAAUGUCAUGGCGGAUGCCUGGUUGCGCGUGUCGAUGACCGAUGCUGAGGAACUUUGCAAAUCAGCGGCACCGCCGGCUUAUGUGGCCGCUCUGGUGCAAAAUUCGUCGAAUCUCUCGGAAAGCUGGAAGGAGUGGCUGCGACAAACCGUUAGGAAUGCUAUCACGGGUGGCUCUGUUGAUCCUGCUGGCCAGGUCAAAUGCUCGGAUUCGCCCACGCUGAUGUCUCUUGUUGAGGAAAUGGAGGCGCGCCAACAUCGGUGGCAUCAGUCUCGAGCGGCCGAAUCCCCCGAUCAGUCCACUUCUUCCUCCCCGCCCAACCUUGAUGACCGUCAGGAAGGGGAUAUGCUCUGUCUUCGUGUGCUUCGAAAUGUCAGAGACGUCAUUGACAAGUUUGAGUUUGCGCCUCAUGAAUACCCAGAGAGUUCAAUUUGA
Messenger RNA from Aspergillus clavatus NRRL 1, 1230 nucleotides. Its product is annotated as Zn(II)2Cys6 transcription factor rglT. The record is from RefSeq and is a predicted model, not a curated record. The transcript is spliced from 2 exons. Gene Ontology annotation, molecular function: sequence-specific DNA binding; DNA-binding transcription factor activity, RNA polymerase II-specific; zinc ion binding. Lineage: Eukaryota; Fungi; Ascomycota; Eurotiomycetes; Eurotiales; Aspergillaceae. Gene Ontology annotation, biological process: positive regulation of transcription by RNA polymerase II. Bases 1 to 1230 code for a protein of 409 amino acids. Gene Ontology annotation, cellular component: nucleus.